This is a messenger RNA of Guillardia theta CCMP2712, 459 nucleotides long. RefSeq lists its product as hypothetical. Lineage: Eukaryota; Cryptophyceae; Pyrenomonadales; Geminigeraceae. Gene Ontology annotation, molecular function: protein binding. The transcript is spliced from 3 exons. The annotation marks the transcript as partial. The record is from RefSeq and is a predicted model, not a curated record.
CUCAAGGCUGAAGACACUUGGAAACAGACUGUCUUGCACCUUGCAGCCAAGGAGGGAAAUGUCGACAUUGUUGAGAAGCUUGUGAAGCUCGGGAGCGACUUGGAGCAUAGGAACUUCGUCGGCAGGACUCCUCUCCUCCUAGCUACGAUAUCCGGGCACGUUGGAGUGGUUGAGAUUCUUGCGAAGCUAGGGGCUGAUGUGAACACGACGGAUGCGAGCAUAUGGUACAAGAACUCGCGGAGGAGCCCGCUGCACUGGGCAUGCCAUAGAGGAUUGCAGGAGAUUGCAGCCAAGCUCUGUGACCUAGGAGCCAACAUCGAAGCCAAGGACGGGUUGGGGAGGACACCCAUCUUCUGGGCUGUGAGGAAGGGAAACCUCGAAUGUCUUCAGGUGCUGUUGAGCAGAGGAGCAGACUUCACCAAGGUGGACGACAAGGGGAUGGGGUUGAGAGAUUUAGCA